Messenger RNA from Tyto alba (common barn owl), 1788 nucleotides. It is a transcript of the gene GSTT2B, whose product is annotated as glutathione S-transferase theta 2B. The record is from RefSeq and is a predicted model, not a curated record. The transcript is spliced from 5 exons. Bases 70 to 804 code for a protein of 244 amino acids. Gene Ontology annotation, biological process: glutathione metabolic process. Lineage: Eukaryota; Metazoa; Chordata; Aves; Strigiformes; Tytonidae. Gene Ontology annotation, cellular component: cytoplasm. Gene Ontology annotation, molecular function: glutathione transferase activity.
CGGAGCCGCCCCGGCCGGGGAGCGCGGGGCCGGCGGGCCGGGAGGAGGAAGGAGAGGAGGAGGAGGAGGAUGGGGCUGGAGCUGUACCUGGACCUGCUCUCGCAGCCCUGCCGGGCGCUCUACAUCUUCGCCCGGAGCAACAACAUCCCCUUCGAGUUCAAGCACGUGGAGCUGAUGAAGGGGCAGCACAGGACUGAAGAGUUCCGGAAGGUGAACGUCCUGAUGAAGGUGCCUGCGCUAAGGGACGGUUCUUUCACCUUAGCAGAGAGCAUUGCAAUCCUCCUGUACCUGGCCCGGAAAUUCAAGACUCCUGAUCACUGGUACCCAUCUGACCUGCAGAAGAGGGCUCGGGUUGAUGAGUACCUGUCCUGGCAGCACGUCAACAUUCGUGGGAAGGGGAGCAAGUUGUUCUUAACUAAGGUGAUGCUGCCUGUCCUCACAGGCCAGCCACUUCCUCCAGAGAAACUGAGAAGUGUUACUGAAGAGCUGAACAUCGUCCUGAAGCAGUUUGAGGAGAAGUUCUUGCAGGACAAGCCCUUUAUCGCAGGCAGUGAGAUCUCCCUGGCAGACCUUGUAGCACUGGUGGAGCUCAUGCAGCCUGUAGGCGCUGGCUAUGACCUGUUUGAGGAGAGGCCGAAGUUGGCCGAGUGGCGCAGGCACGUGGAAGAGGCGGUGGGGAAGCAGCUCUUCCAGGAAGCCCACGAAGGGAUCUUGAACGCCAAGAACUUGACCGCUGAUAAGAUUGCACCCGAACUGCUGGAGCAUUUCAAGCACCAGCUCCUAAAGCAGGCCAGCCAGAAUUAAGGGGUUAUAGUAUAAGUAAAAAAGAUUAAUUUGGGCAGGCUUUGUGUAAUAUUUCAGCAUUUCUUCUAAAAAUCAUACAGAAACACCAUUCCACAAAAUGCACCUCGAUCUCAGCCUUUCUGCAACUUAGAAGGGAAGAAAACUACAUCUUAGGCUGCAGUGAGCUGCUUUCCCCUUGUCCACUACAGGUAUGUGAGCAGUAGCCCUAUAGGCUUUUCUUUCUUGCUUCAACAUCACUGGAUCUGCUUGAGGACAGAGGCAGUUUGGUCCGUGUGGGAACUGGGGCCACUCAAGAACUGCCAUUUUCAUCCCUGUUUUGAGUUUUCCAGGGCACAGCACUAUAAAAGGGGCAAAGGUUUCCUGAGGGUGUGGCAGAGCAGAUCUGUCUAAAACAAGGAAAAAUCAUUGAAAAUGGCUUUCACCUGGCAACAUGCUCAGCUGGAAGAUUUUUGUUCUUUAGUAAAGGCAGGUGGGGUCCCAGCUUAGAGCACCUGGCCACUAGAAGCUGCUGUGUCACCUGUGGGAGCAAAGGGACACAGCACCUAGGAGCAGGGGGACUGUGCAGGUACCUGAGUGAGGCCCCCGCCUUCUGGGAAGGAACAGGAUUAGUCCUGUGAAUAAAGAUCCUCAACCAUAGACUCGUGCCAUACUCUGCACAGAACAGCCCGCACAGCUGAGAAAAGCUGCUUUUCUAGGUGAAGCUGCUGCCAAGCCCACUGGCUCCCUCUGCAAACCGUAUUGGUGCGCUCGUCCUUUCCCCGGAGCGGCUUUGUCAGCUCGAUGGAAGCCAUUCAAGCUUGGCUCUCCCCACUGACAAGUGCUGCCGAGGCUGGGCCAGCACUGGUGGCUGAGGGAGCUGUGCUGGCCAGCCCCGGGUGAGCAGAGCGCACGGUAUGUAAGCUGGGUAAUGCCUCAAAUACAGUUAAUGUUCUGCUACUCUUCUGUCACGUCAGAUUCUCCAGUAAAGUUAAUGGUUCCAUGUGC